Tachysurus vachellii is the source of this 2738-nucleotide messenger RNA. It is a transcript of the gene mtmr1a, whose product is annotated as myotubularin related protein 1a. Gene Ontology annotation, molecular function: phosphatidylinositol-3,5-bisphosphate 3-phosphatase activity. The coding region runs from base 129 to 2150 and encodes 673 amino acids. NCBI's taxonomy places the organism in Eukaryota, Metazoa, Chordata, Actinopteri, Siluriformes, Bagridae. Gene Ontology annotation, biological process: dephosphorylation. The transcript has 17 exons. The record is from RefSeq and is a predicted model, not a curated record.
AAGCGAUGACGGCGUUUCCUUUAUAAGGGAGGGGAAGAAGCUCGAACACACUGAUACACAACUGCCUCGCUUUCUGUACAGAGAUAAAGCGAUAGCGACAAGCAUUCAGGAGACAGGAAGCGGAAAACAUGGAGAAACAGGCGUGUUCUGGCUCCGAGAAUCCCGCGAUACCGCCGGUACCGAGAAAACCGCGGACUCUUUCAGUAAACACAUCGGGUCUGCAAGACAGCCAAGACUCAGCAGACAGCCCCACAGGCUCUCAUGUUGAAUGGUGUAAACAGCUGAUCGCUGCCACAAUCUCCAGCCAGAUCUCAGGCUCCACUAUACCUGAGGUCGUGAGUCGUGACUGCAAGACUGGGUGGAAGAUAGAUCAUAGGGUAUCCAGGAGGCCUAAUUUGAGGCAGGCAUUUAAAGAUAUGCAGAGGCCAGUUCCCAUGGAUGAACUUCCACUAGUCCCUGGGGAGAGUAUUAAAAUAACUGCUAAAGAUGUGAUGUACAUCUGUCCGUUCACUGGAGCCGUGACAGGCACGCUCACGAUCACCGACUACAAGCUUUACUUCAUCAGUCUAGAGAGGGAUCAUCCCUUCGUUCUGAAUGUGAAUUUGGGUGCGAUAAGCCGGCUGGAGACCAUCAGUGUUCAGACUCAUGGGGAGAACACACAGGGUUUGGAGAUCGUCUGCAAGGACAUGAGAAGUCCUAGAUUUGCCUAUAAAAAGGAGGAACAGGGUCAAAUGGAAAUUGUGGAGACGCUAACCAAGUGCACCUUUCCACUGUCCAAUGAUCUGCCCCUGUUUGCGUUCCAGUACAAGGAAAAGUAUCCUGUAGACGGAUGGAAAGUUUAUGACCCAGUAUCAGAGUACAAGAGAAUGGGUCUGCCCAAUGAAAGCUGGACUAUCAGUAAGAUAAACAGUAAUUAUGAAGUGUGUGAUACGUAUCCUGCUCUCCUGGUCAUCCCGACUAGUAUCAAAGAUGACGAGCUUAAAAGAGUGGCGGCUUUUAGGGCCAAGCAUCGUGUACCUGUCCUCUCUUGGAUCCAUCCUGAGAGUCAGGCCACAAUUGUGCGCUCCAGUCAGCCACUGGUGGGUCCAUCAGACCGCCGCUGCAAAGAGGAUGAGCGUUACCUGCAGACCAUCAUGGACGCCAACGCACAGUCACACAAGCUGACUAUAUUCGACGCAAGGCAGAACAGUGUUGCUGACACAAAUAAAUCUAAAGAUGGUGGCUAUGAGUGCGAAAGUUUUUAUCCCAAUGUGGAGCUAACUUUCCUGGAAAUUCCUAACAUCCAUGUGAUGCGGGAGUCUCUGCGCAAGCUGAAGGAUGUGGUCUACCCCACCAUUGAUGAAUCGCACUGGCACUCUGCUAUAGAUGCCACACACUGGCUGGAGUAUAUCCGGCUGUUGUUAGCAGGUGCAGUGCGAAUAGCAGAUAAGGCUGAAUGCAGUAAGAGCUCGGUGGUGGUGCACUGCAGUGAUGGCUGGGACCGCACGGCUCAGCUCACCUCUCUGGCCAUGCUGAUGCUAGACUCGUACUACCGCUCACUCAGGGGCUUCCAGGUGCUGAUCGAGAAGGAAUGGAUCAGCUUCGGACACAAGUUCGCCUCGCGUGUUGGCCACGGAGAUGAGAAUCAUGCCAACUCUGAACGAUCUCCUCUCUUUGUGCAGUUCAUCGACUGUGUGUGGCAGAUGAUGAGACAGUUUCCUUCUGCUUUUGAGUUCAAUGAGCUUUUUCUUAUUACCAUCCUGGAUCAUCUCUACAGCUGCCUUUUUGGAACCUUCCUCUACAACAAUGAGCAAGAGAGAAUGGAAAAGGAAGUACAGAGUACAACAAUAUCGCUGUGGUCCUACGUUAACAGUCAGCCAGAGGACUUUAUUAACCCGUUAUAUGUGGACUAUAAAAACCAGGUGCUUUAUCCAUUAGCCAGUCUCCGACAUCUGGAGCUUUGGGUGGGUUACUAUGUGCGCUGGAACCCACGCAUGAGACCACAGGUGCCGGUCCAUCAGAAUUUGAAGGAGUUAUUAUUUUUGCGUUCUGAGCUGCAGAAGAAAGUGGAGGAGCUUCAGAGAGAGGCCACAUCACGGUCUGUCUCCUCAUCCUCAGAACAUGCUUCCUCCUCCUCACAUGGUGGUACGCCACUUCAUACUGCCGUCUAAACACACACUCGCACAACACGUAUUUAAGAGCACAUACUGCGUUUACUUAGUGAACACAGUCUCAGGCAAAAGUAGGGAGUGGAUGAGAAUGAAGUGGUCAACACACACAUUCCUGUUUGCAUAUUUUUAACUGUAGUGAAGUAACCUUGUCACAUUUUAUAAAUCCAUUGUUUUUAAUCAACUGUGAAAAAUGUAUCUCGUGAUGAUAGUCAGCAUGUCUGCAGCAUCACUUCAUAGUAUUCUCUCCCUGGUGUUUGAUGUGUAAAUAUGAGGAAAAAUGUAUUAAUAUAUUUGUACAUACAUGUUCAUCUGUUCCUGUGGCCUCACAUGCUCCUCUGUGCCGACUUGAACUUUUUCAUGUUUUUAACAUUCAAAUGCAGUUUUAAGCUACUUGGUAGUUACUUUUUUUAUGUGAAUAAUUCUUCACUGUUUGUAUUUUAUCAUUUACUUUUCAUUUUACGUCCACUUCAUCAUCACACUGAAGCUUGAUAGUUCUUUCAGUAUUAUUUUUCCAUAGGUCUGUCUUUCGCCUUGCUAAUAUAGAGAAGCACUGAAUAAAUAAUGCAUUGUGUCAUGUUUCAGUAAGAA